AUGCAAGGAAGGAAGGUCAGACAUCUUAACAGCAUACAACGACCAUUCGCAUUGGGAAUCACACGGGCGUACCGCACCACCUCCACCGAUGCCAUUAACGUACUUGCUGGUCUCUUUCCCCUGCACAUCCGGGUUGAGGAGGAGGCAGCACGCCAACACAUUUUGCAACUUAAGAAGGCAGUUACUUUUGACGAUGAAACAUACUACCCGGAUGAGUACGAAACAAACUUCUGCCCUCUUGACGACGUCCACCCGGCAGAGAAAGGCAAAGGGAUACUUAUCUCAAUUAAUCCCACUGCAACUCAUCACUCAAGGGAAAUGACCAUCUAUACAGACGGGUCUAGAUUGGACGAAAGAGUGGGAUGCGCCUAUGUCGCCACGAAACAAGACAACGCAAUCGAGAAAUGGAAAGGACAGUUAAGACAACAUAACAGUGUCUUUCAAAGCGAAGCAGUGGCAAUUGCACAAGCGAUUCGCUACCUGCACUCGCACCAGCAUAGCCAUGUCACCAUUAAAACGGACAGCUUAUCAUCGUUAUAUGCCAUUUGGAAUGCAGAUCAUCCCUCGGAGAUUAUACAGGGAAUCCAGAGAGAUCUUAGAAGUAACCCCCAGUACCGCACAAAAUUAGAGUGGAUAAAGGCUCAUGUUGGCCACUAUGGCAAUGAACUUGCCGACCAACUCGCCAAAGAGGCAACAACUGACCCGCCUGAUGCACCAAUUAUCAUCCCAUGGCCGCAUUCGUAUUUAAAGAAGACACUACGCCUAAGGGCUACUGGCAUGUGGCAGAACGAAUGGGACCAAAGCACCACAGGGAGGAGGACCCACUACUUCAUCGGCUAUGUGGAUACUAGCCGAAAUGUAGCGAACGCACAGUUGCUUACUAUAGAAAAUGCUAUAGAAAUAACUAUAGAAAAUGCUAUAGAAAUAACUAUAGAAAAUGCUAUAGAAAUAACUAUAGAAAAUGCUAAAGAAAUAGCUAUAGAAAAUGCUAUAGAAAUAACUAUAGAAAAUGCUAUAGAAAUAACAAGAGAAAAUGCUUAUAACUGA
Molecule: messenger RNA, 1047 nt
Organism: Stegodyphus dumicola
Lineage: Eukaryota; Metazoa; Arthropoda; Arachnida; Araneae; Eresidae
Source: RefSeq, a predicted model, not a curated record